CUGAUUGGUUGUUUAUUUUGUGAGAAGGCAGAACAUCCGAUCUACAUGAGAAAACUGGCCAAUGGCCAACGUGCAUUAUUAGCCUUUUCGCUGCUGCAAAUAUGUCGAAAUUUUAUAUGCUUUUAUGCACAAAAAGGAAUCCACUUUUGAAAAAAUCGAUACCUCUAUAUUGAAAGGUACUUCAGUCUUACUUGCAAUUGUAAGUAUGACAGACCAUGGUAUUUUUUAUGAUUAGGUUAGAAAAUAUUACUAUGGAGAUGGGAAGCUUGUACAGCAAGAUAUGAAGCUGUCAUUUCUAGCUUGCUAGCAACGAUGCUAAUUUGAUACGUAUAACUUCGCUACAUACAUUCACUUAUUUUAUGCAUACCGUAUUGAGAAAUUAUUGCUUGGUUGUCACUUUUGCUCCAGGUGAUAUGAACUUAAUCUCAAUAGGUUUGUUUUCGAGCUGUGAAAUCAAUGUAUAUGGCUAUUGCGCAGCAUGAAAGCAAACACAUUUUGACAAUUUGUUACUGUUAGCUAGGUUAUGCACUUGUCAAACGUGCCAUAAUGUAAACAAUAGCUGUUUCGUUGUAUCUAGCGAAGUAACUGCAUUGUUUGGUGGAAAAACGCUUUAGAUCAGUGGCGGUCGGUGCCGUUUAAGAUGAGCAUGGCCUUAUUACUAUUACAGCACAUUGGACGACUGCCAUUCGUAUUCCAUUCACCCAGCUCAAUGUAACAUCGAUAGGUUUAGGCUACUACAUGAUACUCGAAUUUUCUCUAUACCCAUCACGAGGUUGCUACAACCUAGCCUAUGAAUUAAAGUUUACAACGUAGGUGCACAUGUUGAGAGAAAAAUGUGAGUAAUCAAGGUGACCGUGACACAUUCAAUACCGUCUUGCACACUUGCCUGCAUCUAGCUGAUCUAGGGUGUAAUCAUUAGUCCAGUUGCAAACUAGUGUUUCUAUUGGACAAAUUCAGUUAUGUUUAUUCCCGUUUUGUUACGUUUGCUUCCGUUUAAGAAACGUUUUUCAACAGAAUCGUCUAAAUGAAUACACAUCUGAUCACACGCAAACACAGUUCACUUUCAUAGCAGCCAUAUACAAGCAGCAUGAUCACUUUGCUCUUGUAUAAUUCCUUCUUGCAUCUACGCGUUCUCCUCCUCUCACCUUUUCAUUUCACGUGUGGACUUCAGUGUACAACACAUCAGCUGCCUGUGACCAGGCGAAAAAACCUUUCCAAGCCUAACCUUCAUAUCAUAACUGCUACACACAGCCUACAUUGUCACCAUAUUAGCUAACUUCAUAGUCAACAUAGCUAAUAGAAAUAACACGUUAGUAAGCCCGCUACAAUCAUGCAGUACAGUGAGUGUACAGUCAGGAAGCAGUUUAGCUAGCAGUUACACCGGCGGGCCCCGGUAGCAAUAAAUUAAUAAAACCAAAAGCUUACCUUGACUUGGAAGAGUUCCAUUGUUGGAAAGCCACAGCCAGCAAGCUAGCUAACAUAGCAUCCCUAUCUGUUUGAGUAGGCUAAACUAUCUAGCUGCAUUCGCUAGCUAAGUAAGUGAAAGUGAAAUAUAUAGCUAGCUCUCUCUUUUAAGAAUUAAGAAAUUAAUUUGUUCAAAACUGUUGAACUAUUGUCUUUCUCUCUCUUUGAGUCAACUACUCACCACAUUUCAUGCACUGCAGUGCUAGCUAGCUGUAGCUUAUGCUUUCAGUAUUAGAUUAAUUAUCUGAUUCUUUGAUUGGGUGCACAACAUGUCAGUUCAUGCGGUAAGAGCUCUGAUAGGUUGGAGGACGUCCUCCGGAAGGUCUCAUAAUUACUGUGUAAGUCUAUGGAAGGGGGUGAGAAACAUCAGCCUCCUAGGUUUUGGAUUGAAGUCAAUGUACCCAGAGGAGGACAGAAACUAGCUGUCCUCCGGGUACACCAUGGUGCUACCCUACAGAGUGCUGUUGAGGCUACUGUAGACCUUCAUCGCAAAACAGUGUGUUUUAAUACAUAAUUUGGUGACAUGUAAAUAUAUUUAGUAUAGUUUUAUCUAAAAAUGAUAACUUUUUAAAUGUUUCAUGAUUGAGAUUUAUCUGAAAUGCACUGAGGAGGCUGGUCCUCCCCUUCCUCCUCUGAGGAGCCUCCACUGCAUUUAGUUAGCAAAGACAGCUGGCUUGCUACCUGACAUCAAUGGUAUUAAUUGCGUAAUUAGUUUCAUACAUGUGUCAGCGGCUUAUUUGGAGAUGCAUGUUUUUUUGUUUUUUUUACCUUACCCAACAGACCUGGAUUUAGCAAGACUCUUUCUAUAUUGGUCUAUGUAAGGACUAGGAGAUCGUAACAUUGAAUUACACUAUUUCUAGGUGAUUGUGAUGCUGCUGGGGCAGAGAGUUUCAUUAUUAAUGACAAUGACCAAUAGAAUCCACCGUGUUUUCAUGUGUUCUGCAUCUGAGAAUUUGUGUGUGAGUGUGUGUUUUUCUUCCAGGGUGUGAUUACUUGUUGCAGCCCAGAGGAAACUGCCAGACGGCAAGCCUUCAUUCCAGACAUCCCAGUUACAGUGUUAGGUAUGGCAGGAGAGCCCUGGGAAUCCAAAUAGUGUAGAGUCAAUGGAUAAAGAGUGUGCAUAGAAGGUGGAAAAUAUGUCUUACAGUAACAGGGAACUGGUGGUGUUUUUUAUAAGCUAUAAACUGUCCCAGAGAAAUUAUCCAUGUUGUCAAUUGGUGCUGGAGGGUGCAAGUGGACGGACUGAGGGGGAAGAAGCCAUUGCAAAUGGGUCUUUGGGGAACAACAGGAAUGGCAGAAGCAAUUUGGGUAAGCCUUCAUCUCCACAGGGGGGCAUUGAGGCAGUGAAAGCAGCACUACGGGACUCAGUGGAUGAGUUUGAGCUGCGCUACACCCGCGCCUUCAGUGACCUUUCCUCCCAGCUCCACAUCACCCCUGCCACAGCCUACCACAGCUUUGAGAGCGUGAUGGACGAAGUGUUCAGGGACGGGGUCAACUGGGGUCGCGUGGUGGGCCUGUUUGCUUUCGGCGGGGCCCUGUGCAUUGAGUGUGUUGAGAAGGAUAUGAGCCACCUGGUGACGCGCAUCGCAGACUGGAUGGCCACCUACCUGGACAACCAUAUCCAGCCCUGGAUCCAGAGCCAAGGAGGAUGGGUAGGUUAGAGCUGAUACUAUACAUCCAAACAUUAUACAUCCUUGUUACAGGCUUUAGUAAUACAUUCUCAUUGUCAACACUAUGGUGUGUGUGUGUGUGUGCCUCCUUUGCUGCACCCACUCAGAGAAAUUGAAGAUACUAUGAUAGACUACACUAAAGGGAGAAGCUACAGUGGGGUAUGGGGGCACACUGAUGGGUUGUGAACACAUAGUUCACUGUAUGUAUCUUCCUCUGUCUCUGUUCCCUGAAAGGACUGUUUUGCGGAGAUCUUCGGCAGAGAUGCAGCUGCAGACGUCCGACGGUCCCAGGAGAGCUUAAGAAAAUGGCUGCUAGUUGGGGUGAUGCUGCUUUCAGGAGUACUGGUCGGCACUCUCAUCAUGAAGAAACGCCAGUGAGUGGUGGAAUACAAGCAACAUCUGCUUUACCCCCAGCACAUAUAAACGCAAAAUCAAUGAAAAUAGAACUUAAUAGUUUGUUUACAUAAGCCCAGUCUGCUUGUGCACUGACAGAAACCUGAUUAAUAGCCCUGGCUAUUGCAGUUUUUGGGCAAUCAAUAUGUAGCUUGGUGAGCUGUUUUACUGAUUGCGUCUCAUGUCCUGCGCCCUUCUUUUUACAUUUUAAAAGUGAUAUGUAAAAUAACAUUUUAUGAUAUUUUUCAUAUUAUUGGUUUUAUUUUUUAUUCUUUACCUUGGUAAAGGGUGUUGCAUUCGAGACUGGAGAUGCUUUAAAUGGACCUGAUAAGCUAAGAGUGAAUGGGAAAAAUGCAGCUGGUGUGAUAGAUUGUUUUCGUGUUUUUAGGUUUGUGUGUUACCCUGUAUACCCUAGGACCAACUACAGACAUUCUUUCCAAAUGGACAUUUGACCAAUUACAUUGAAGAUUCUAAAAUAUUGUUUUUAUUUAGUUUGCUCCAAGAUGUUAAACCAAACCUCUGUUUUCAUUUGACAUUUUCUUAAAAUGUUCUGUUCCUUAAUGUGCUGAAGUUUCAGGCAUGCUCUAAAUAAUAAAAC
Messenger RNA from Coregonus sp. 'balchen', 4125 nucleotides. The record is from the annotation of a GenBank genome assembly. Lineage: Eukaryota; Metazoa; Chordata; Actinopteri; Salmoniformes; Salmonidae.